AUGAUAUUUAUCAAAUUACAGGGUUUUGAGUAUGGAAGAUGUGGAAAUCCAACCAGAAAGUGUCUCGAACAGUGUCUAGCUUCGUUAGAAGGCGGGAAAUAUGCUCUGUGUUAUUCAUCAGGAUUGUCGGCCGUAAUGUCAGUAACUCAUCUAUUAAGUACUGGAGAUCACAUCAUCUGUUUUGAUGACGUUUACGGAGGUAAGUUUCCCAUAAUUUGGCUGCUAUUUAAACUUUUGUUUUUAAAACAGAUGGUAUGGUUGGAGACUCCUACUAACCCAACAAUGAAGUUAGCUGAUAUUGCAGCAGUAGCCCAUAUUGUCAGAAAACAUUGUGGAGCCUUCUUGGUUGUGGACAACACAUUAAUGUCAUCUUACUUUCAGAGACCUUUAGACUGUGGUGCAGACAUUUCGAUGCAGUCUUUGUCUAAAUAUAUGAACGGACACUCUGACGUGAUGAUGGGUGCUCUUAUAACCAAUCAAUUUGACGUGUGGAAGAAACUGCAUUAUAUACAGAAAACUCUUGGUGCUGUACCUUCUCCAUUUGACUGUUAUUUGGUCAAUCGUGGUCUCAAGACGCUUUCUGUUCGGAUGGAGAAACACAUGCAGAAUGGAUUGGCCAUAGCAAUGUUUUUGGAGUCUCACCCACUUGUUCAAAAGUUAAUUCAUCCAGGGCUUCCCAGCCAUCCUCAACAUGUUCUUGCAGGUCGACAGUGCUCUGGGUUUAGUGGAAUGGUAACAUUUUACAUUAAGGGGGGUUCAAAGGAAACAGAGGAGUUUGUAAAGCACCUCAAGCUAUUUACUUUAGCCCUGAGUCUGGGAGAUGUAGAGAGUCUCGUUGAAAUACCAUCUAUUAUGACCCAUGCAUCUUUGUCCAAGAAAGAGAGGGAUCUGUUAGGAAUAACAGAAAAUUUAGUUCGUCUCUCGGUUGGUAUUGAAACUACAAAAGACCUCAUUGAAGACCUUGAUCAAGCUCUUAAAAGAAGCUGUAAGAAACUUUCUACACCCUAGGCUGUUAGAAAUAAAAACAACAUUAGAAAAGAAGAGUCAACCCUUUUUUGCUCGGGAAACAUUGUUGUCAAAUCUAGAAUUCUGUGGCUAAACUAAUUUAUAUCGGAGGAACUUUGUUUAAUUAGAUAUUUAUAUAAUCUGAUUCUUAUACAUUAGCAUUUUGGUAGUGGAACAUAAAAUAAAAAUUCGA
Messenger RNA from Limulus polyphemus (Atlantic horseshoe crab), 1198 nucleotides. RefSeq names its product cystathionine gamma-lyase-like. Lineage: Eukaryota; Metazoa; Arthropoda; Merostomata; Xiphosura; Limulidae. Gene Ontology annotation, cellular component: cytoplasm. Gene Ontology annotation, molecular function: cystathionine gamma-lyase activity; pyridoxal phosphate binding. The transcript is spliced from 9 exons. Gene Ontology annotation, biological process: transsulfuration. Bases 1 to 1008 code for a protein of 335 amino acids. The record is from RefSeq and is a predicted model, not a curated record.